Moneuplotes crassus is the source of this 608-nucleotide messenger RNA. The record is from the annotation of a GenBank genome assembly. Lineage: Eukaryota; Ciliophora; Spirotrichea; Euplotida; Euplotidae.
UUUCGCCUUGAGCCUUAUAAUAUAUAGAGAUGUUUGUUAAGGAUGAUCAGAGAGAUCGGUGAUUCAGGAUUUGGAAGUGAGUUCAUAUUGUGGUGAUGGUACUUGUGAUCACAGGAUGUGGGGUUGUGAAUUAUUGGAGUGGUAUCUGAGUUGGGAGCGACUGAAUUGGAUAUACUUUAGGAUAUCACCUAGUUUUUGUAUUUCCAAGUAUAAUAUUCCAUAUAUUGGAAAGAAGAGUGCUGGCCUGUUCGUAUAUCAGAAUAAAUACAUUAGUAGCUCUGAUCUCAAUGUUUUAUCUAUGAGUAAUGAUGUGGGCCCUUAUGACUUUGCUGAAAAUUAACAACACAGAAGAUUUAGAUUCAAAAGAGAAAUCUAACUUUUUCCUGUUUCAUUAUUUGAUACCAGAAUGUGUAGUGGCAACUCCUUUCUUGAUAAUUGCUUUGUUCUACGUUACUAACAACUCAGAACAAAACGAAAGGGAUAUCGAAGCUGGAAUAGAAAUGCCAAUAAUGCAUCCACCAUCCCUAUCUCCUGCUCGAAUAUUACGUCAACAGAAUCGUACAUUCUAAUUCAUAUUUAAGACAUCUUCACGACACUCUCAAAUAUUU